Molecule: messenger RNA, 3678 nt
Organism: Notolabrus celidotus (New Zealand spotty)
Lineage: Eukaryota; Metazoa; Chordata; Actinopteri; Labriformes; Labridae
Gene: ralbp1
Product: ralA binding protein 1
Exons: 10
Coding region: 196-2187 (663 amino acids)
Biological process (GO): positive regulation of GTPase activity; small GTPase-mediated signal transduction; endocytosis
Cellular component (GO): membrane
Molecular function (GO): GTPase activator activity; small GTPase binding
Source: RefSeq, a predicted model, not a curated record
GGGUCACUGUCUCUGAGGCUAAUUAACAUUAAUACAGACAUAAACUCCACACGUCUGCUGGUGCUAUUCUCAGACCAACCUGAUAUUUAAACCGGAUAAAAAUACAAGUUUUUGUUGAUAGAUAGAUAAAUAGAUAUCUCUGGUGUGAUGGAGAGGUGAUGUGCCAGUCUGAGAAGUGAAGAGGCCACAGCAGCCAUGACUGAGUGCUUCCUGCCCCCCAGCAGCAGCCCUGCAGAGCAGCGACGGGCCGAGCACCCAGGGGGUGUGGCGCGCACCCCCAGCUCUGAGGAGAUCAGUCCAACUAAAUUCCCCGGCUUGUACCGCACCGGGGAACCAUCGCCGCCUCACGAUGGCCAUCACCACGAGCCGCCUGACGCCUACGUGUCGGACGAGGAAAAAGAGCACGGCAAGAAGAAGAACAAGUUCAAGAAGAAGGAGAAAAGGACGGAAGGCUACGCAGCCUUCCAGGAGGACAGUUCAGCAGACGAAGCAGAGAGCCCGUCCAAGAUGAAGCGCUCCAAGGGAAUCCAUGUGUUCAAGAAGCCCAGCUUCUCCAAGAAGAAGGAAAAGGACUUUAAAGUGAAGGAGAAGGGCCCCAAGGAGGACAAGGCAAAGGAUAAGAAAUCAAAGGACCUGACGGCUGCAGACGUGGUCAAGCAGUGGAAGGAAAAGAAGAAGAAGAGUAAGAAACCAACAGCAGAGGCAGAGCCUGUCCCAGUGGAGAUCCCCACCUUCAGGCCAAUCUUUGGAGCACCUCUGGCUGAAGCAGUCAAGAGGACAGCUCUGUAUGAUGGGAUCCAGCUGCCAGCCAUCUUCAGAGAAUGUGUGGACUACAUUGAAAAUUAUGGCAUGAAGUGUGAAGGCAUCUACCGGGUCUCAGGUAUGAAGUCAAAGGUGGAUGAAUUAAAAGCAGCAUAUGACCGUGAAGAGUGUCCCUGCCUGGAGGAGUACGACCCUCACACCGUCGCCAGCCUUCUGAAGCAGUACCUCCGUGAGCUCCCGGAGAACCUGUUGGGUCGGGAUCUGGUCCAGCGCUUUGAAGACGCCUGCGGUCGGCAGGUGGAGGCAGAGAAGGUGACGGAGUUCCAGAGGCUGCUGGCUGAGGUGCCCUCUGAGAGCCAUCUUGUUCUGUCCUGGCUUGUCACGCACAUGGACCACGUCAUCGACAGGGAGGCGGACACGAAAAUGAAUAUUCAGAACAUCUCCAUUGUCCUCAACCCAACCAUACAGAUUGGGAACCGUGUUCUCUACAUGUUCUUCACACACGUCAAGGAACUGUUCGGAGACGUAGUCCUGAAGCAGGUAGUGCGGCCGCUCCGCUGGUCCAACAUGGCAACAAUGCCGGCACUGCCAGAGACUGCUGAGAGCAUCAAAGAGGAGAUUAGACGACAGGAGUUCCUGCUGAACUGCCUGCACAGGGACCUGCAAGCAGGGGUGAAGGACUUAUCCAAAGAGGAGCGACUCUGGGAAGUUCAGAGAAUCCUGACAGCUCUGAAACGCAAACUGAGGGAAGCCAAACGUCAAGAGUGUGAGAGUAAGAUAGCUCAGGAGAUAGCAAGCCUCUCAAAGGAAGAUGUCUCGAAGGAAGAAAUGACAGAGAAUGAAGAGGAAGUCAUCAACCUCCUCUUAGCACAAGAAAACGAGAUCCUGACAGAGCAGGAGGAGCUGAUCUCUCUUGAGCAGGUGCUUCGUAGACAGAUUGCCACUGAGAAGGAAGAAAUCGACAGACUGCGAGGAGAGAUUGCAGACAUACAGAGCCGGCAGCAGGGUCGCAGCGAGACCGAGGAGUAUUCAUCAGACAGUGAAAGUGAGAGUGAAGAUGAGGAAGAGCUGCAGAUGAUCCUCGAAGACCUGCAGAAGCAGAACGAGGAAUUGGAGAACAAAAACACCCACCUCAACCAGGCCAUCCAUGAGGAGCAGGAAGCCAUCUUAGAGCUCCGCGUCCAGCUUCGCCUCCUGCAGAGUCACAAACUGCAGCAAGAACUGACCGUCCAACCACCGGCCGAGCAGGCCCCGCCCACACAGCCGAGCCCGGAGCCCCGCAGUGAGGAGCAAACCAAACGCAUCGUCACCACUCCAGCUGCGAGUGCAGAUACCGCUCCUGCUCCUGCGUCUGCCAACGGCAAGGCAGCUAAGGAUUCUUCCAAGCCGUCACCGAGCAAAGACAGGAGAGACACCAACAUGUGAGAAGUCUGCUCUCAGUGAUGUUUUUGGUGGCUCUGUGCUGCUGUUCGUCUCUGCUCAGUUGUCCUGUAGAGUCACUCGUUACUGACUGGAGAUUUCACUUUGCUGGAGUUCAUUAUUGGCAGUCUUGGAAAAAUUGGUUAUACUAUUGUUUUUGUAUCAAAUAUGUUGUUUCCCAUCUGCUCAUGCAAAACCAAAAAUAUCCAUAGUAGAUUAUCAGCUAUAGUGGACAACUGGCUAACGCUGAGAGACCAAGGGACCAUAUAUUAGAAUCUACAGUGCCAAGCCUGUAUGAAGGAAGGAGGAGGGGUGGUGUAGAGAAAUGAAGGGACUCCCAAAGCAAGAAAGGGGGAUAGAGUAAGAGGAGGGUUCCACGCCAGUAAACAAGUUAAAGUGUAUUUUUCACUGGUGAAGGCUGGAGGAGAGAGGCCAGACUUAAUCUCAGUCCAUGUUUCUUAUGUCCCUUACCUUGAUGCUAAUCCGACAUGUUAGGAUAGAGACCACUGUGCCAUAACUGAAGAUGCCAGACUGGACGCUUCCCCCCGAGAGAACCACUAACACAAGAAGCUCUUUGAAUGAUGAAGAAUUUAUGAUUGGUUAACUAUAUAUUAUAUAUUUAAGUAGUAUUCUGAAGAAUACUGAUGACUAUCUAGAAAUCCAUUGAUUUUUAAUUACAGCUUUUUAGUAAUAUAUGAAUAUAUGUAUAAAUAUAUUGUAGAUGCUUUCUUUUCUUUGAACAACAGAUGCACGUCAAAAGAAACGUUUCAACUCGCUUACUGAUCAGUGGAAGAAAACGCAAACGAACAACAAAUACAUAACAGAAGAUAUUUGAAUCAGUGCAUAAAGUAGAAACAUCCUGGAGACAGCGAAGGAAUCACACUCUGCUCUAUAGUGCAAUCAUCUUCUCUGUUACUCUGACAUUCGUCCAGUUUAAUGACGGAGUAACAAACCUGUAGUGAUGAGUACUGUCGCCAAACGUCUGACAUACAGGAGGCUUGAUGAGUUGGAUUGUGUGUAUUUAACUCCUGAUGCGUGGAGAUGUCGCUCAUGGGCUUCAGUUUGAAGUGACAUAAGUGUCAAUCAUUUCAUUUCACAACUGAUCCAUGAUACUGCAAAGUGCUGUCAUAAUUCAGUGAUGUUUAAAGCAGAGGCAUGGCCUGGCUCACUUACUGUUUCUGUACAUUAUUGUAAAAUCUCAAACAUACUGUAUUUUCAGCUCUUAUGUUUUGUCAUAUGUUCUUUUUUAUUAUUAAUAACCUGUAUGGAGUAUGCUCGUGUGACUGCCCCUGCUUUGGUCACGGGCAAAUCAAAGCAAUCUGGUCUGGACUCAUGAUUCAACCUGUUAUUAUUAAUCCUGUGACUGAAACAGAUAAACGCUAGAUUGGGCUCAGAAGCUUCUCAUGAGGUUAUUUUCAUAUCGUUCCAAGCUUUUGUAGCUUAUCGUUGCAGACAGAAUAAUGCUGUGAAGAAUAAAGUGUCAAUCCAAAAAAUAAA